AUGAGUGAUUUCCGAACUUAUUCGCAUGAACUGCAAACAGUAUUUUUAGAAUGUUUUCGAAAUAAUCCUUGCCUUUGGAAAAUUAGAAGCAAUGAUUACAGAGACAAAAAUAUGAAGUUUCAAGCAUACAAUAAUUUAUUAGAAAUUAUACGUAAGGUGGAAAGAGAUGCUACCAUAGAUAACGUCGAGAAAAAAAUUAACUCAUUAAGGGCUGGGUACCGUAAAGAACAUAAAAAAGUGCGAGAUAGCAUGAGAACAGGUUCAGGAGCUGACCAGGUAUAUGUACCAAAAUUAUGGUACUUGCUUAUAGCUUGA
Messenger RNA from Arctia plantaginis, 315 nucleotides. The record is from the annotation of a GenBank genome assembly. NCBI's taxonomy places the organism in Eukaryota, Metazoa, Arthropoda, Insecta, Lepidoptera, Erebidae.